This is a messenger RNA of Funneliformis geosporum, 4233 nucleotides long. The record is from the annotation of a GenBank genome assembly. Lineage: Eukaryota; Fungi; Glomeromycota; Glomeromycetes; Glomerales; Glomeraceae.
AUGGAUAACGAAAUUACUACCAAAAGCACAAUAACCUUACUCAGAAAUGUGCUAUAUUUCUACUUAAUAUUAAAACGCAAAAAAAAAAUAAAUAGCGACGCAUCAGUUUCUAAAAAUAAACAUCAAAUCGCGAUUAGUCGAGAUGGAAAAUUAGCUGUUACGUUCGACUCUGAGAAUCAUGUGGUUAAAGUUUUCGAAAAUACAGAUUAUCGCAAAUUCAGCAUCAACAAGAAACAGAAAAUUCAUACAUCUCAAGAAGGCUUAGAACAAAAUAAAACCGAUUUAACCCAUGAAAUUAAUAAAACUAUAGCUACUUUUAAAAUAAAUGAUGAUUUAACUUUUAAAAAAUUUGGAACAGUCCAUGACCAAUCAGAUAUAGUUCCAUUAAAGAACAACAACCAAUUUAGAUGGUCAUUAGAUAUAUCGAGCAUGAGAAAGUAUCAUGUUGAAUAUAUUGUUAAUGUUCCCGAUAAAAGAACUGCAAUAUAUUGUCUUAAAUUAGACCAAUAUCAUGCAGUUGACAGCAAGUUUAUUCGAGCUUAUAAUUUGAAAAAUUUGUCUGGAAUUUGUAGAUUUAUAGAAGAUACUAAAUCAGAAGGAUAUAAUGAAUGUAUUUUGAAAAGAUUCAUUGUAAUGAACAUUAAUGGGAUAUAUAACUUUGAAUAUAUUUUGGGCAGCAAUGGUUUUAACAAUAAUGAAAGAUUUUCUUAUCCGAAAAUUUUUGAGGAAGAAUUAAAAGAUUGGUAUGAUGAUGAAGGUAUACCGGAUUGCAUGGACCGCCUCCUUUCAUGUAUUUAUGACAAAUAUUUUUUGGUCGAAUAUUAUAAAAACAACUUACAAUUUCUUGAAGUAUUUGAUCUGGUAGAGAUGAAAUUAGAAAGCAACAUAAAGAGAAAAGAAAGCAUGGAGAAACACUUAAGAAAGUACAACAAGUAUUCUUAUUCAAUUGAUAAGCAAAAAUUGCAACUUUGUUUUGCCAGAGGUCAAUCUAUUAGGAUAUAUUUCAUGGAGAGUGGUUUGGAGAUCUCAUAUAGAUUAUUUGAGAAAAUUAAAAAAAUACAUUUAAUAGAAUUCAUUGACGGUGAUGAGAAAUUACUGAUAGUUUACAGUGAUGAAGAAAAAAAUCAAAAACUUAUUAUCUGGGAUUUAUAUAACACUGAUAUGGUUAAAACAUUUCCAUUAUGUGAAAAUACUCAUUUGGCUAGAACUUCUGGAAAUCUUUUACAAGUUGAUGAUAAUGGAAAAGUUACCUCAGUGCUUAAGAUGAUUGAUAAUGAAUUAAGGAAGAAGACAAAGAAAGAAAUUGAUGAUCAAAAUUUCUUAGAAUACACUGCAGAAAUCGAAAAAGAUCCCAUACUUAAUGAGGGAGAAAUUUCUCAGGAAAGGCAUACUGUAUUUUCUUAUGAAGAGAAGUCCAAGCCAUUAAUUAAUGAAACAGAACCAUGGGUAAUGGAUUAUUAUGACGAGACAUCAUUUUAUCUUUUUAAUGAUGAAAUAGAGGUUUUGCAGUUAAUAAUAGGAAGAACUACCGUUCAAAUUUGGCAUAAAUUCUUUUCAGAUCCAAAAAAUAAAGUUAAAGAGAAAGAGAAACUUCCCAAUGAAGGAAAACCAUUUCUUGAAUUUAUUUGGACAAAUGGAAUUCCAAUAAAUCAAGAAAAUAAAGAAAAUAGAUUACGCAUUAACAAGCAUAUAUUCGGACCGAAAUAUUUUUAUUUGGAAAUUUACUGGUAUGAAAAUAAUUCAAGAGAGGAAGUCGAUGAGAUUAACAUGGAAGAGAAUAUGAAAGCAAUGAAAGAAAUUAAGGGAAAAGUGUUGAAAAAAAGAAUGAUAGAGUGGAAUGAUAUUAAUGAAAAUAUGAAUGGAGUAAGAUACGCAUGUAAAGCAUUAGAACACCUUAAUAAGCGUGCUAAAUCUAUAAAAUCUUUUGUAAAUUACGAUAAAGUAUAUAAAGUAAUCUGGAGAUAUAUUAUACAAAAGCCAGAUCAAUACAGAUUACUUGACGUUCGACAUAAUGUUAUGAAAAAUUUAAUCCUUGGUGAUUGCGAUCUAUUAAUUAAGUUUAUUCUAUUUGGAAAUAAUUCAAACGAUAAUGAAGCAAAGGAGGAAGAAAAUUUUCAAGUAAAACAUAUACCUAGAAGCAGAUCUUGGCAGAAAAAGCACAAAUAUAUAAGGGAUGAUGACAUUAAUCCUUUUAACAGAAAUAAAAAAAUAAAAGAUCACGAGAACAUAGUGCCAGGAAAUGAUUUGGAAUUAGCAAUUUAUCAUUGCAGAGACCAUGAACAAAAAGAUACGAUCGUCGUGGCUUAUCUUUUGGAAUAUUAUUCAAGCCAUGCUAAAGAUCAUGUUGGUUGGAUGGUUACUGUUUCUACGGCACUUCCUUUAUUAUACAAAUAUAAUUAUGAUAAUUAUGCCAGAAGGUUAUUUCAUAAAGAAUGUUUUGCAAAUCAGAAUUAUUUUUUAGCACAGGAUCCUUAUGAUAUCAUUCCAGAAGAAUUUUUGGAAAGGCGUAAUAAUGAUGCUAAGUUCAGAGCAUUUAGACCUAUAAUCGAUCUGCAAUCAGCUAAAGAAAAUGCAUUAUAUAAUUAUAUUAAUAAGAUUAAACAUAACAUAGCUGGAUGGUUUGAAAACUUUGAUAAUGAUCAUGGGAAACCACCUUUAGCUUUGCGAGUUGUACCACUUCCUGAAUUUACAGUGAAUAAAAUUAAGAAGAAAGAAGAAGAGUAUACCGUUUGGAAAAUCAUUUUAAACAUUUUUUUGUUCAUGAUCGUACCACGACUGUAUAAAAUUAACCGAAAAGAAAAAAACUUAUUAAGUCCAUUUUCAAGAGUUGUUCAAUAUGAAAAUUGUGAUGAUAUGUUUAAUAAUCCAGCAAUUGAAGCAGUUAUUGAUUUUCGUUGGAAAAAGACCAAAAAUUAUAUCUUCAUACAUUUUCUUCGAUUUCUUUGUUUCGGAAUAUGUUUCGGAUAUAUAAGUUGGGAAUAUAUGAACAACAAUAUUGAUAAUAAAGAGCUGCAAAAAUUUUUGGCUACGUUAAUUGUCUUAUUCUAUUAUUUGGCAAUUCAUCUAUUAGUUACCGAAGCAAUACAAUUACAUUAUCGUGGAUGUAGACGAUACUUUUGUUCAAUACUUGAUAAGUUUGAUCUAAUUUCAGUUUUAUUACCAGUAAUAGUGAUCACAGUAAUACUUGUUGAAACAUUUCACUUUUCUAAUGGCUUUGAAAGUGUUAAGAAAGUAGAUUCUCAAAUAGUUGUGGGAAUAUCUUUCUCAAUGCUAGUAAUUUGGAUUGAAACUAUUCUAUAUCUUCAUCUAAUAUCAAGAAUUGCUACCUAUAUUUAUUAUGUUAUUAUAAUUAUCCAAUCCGUACUUCCGUUUCUUAUAUUUACGUUUAUUGUAAUAUUUGCGUUUGCACAUACAUUGUUUUUAUUGCUUAAAGACCCGGAACAAGCAGGGAUUAGAACUAAGGAUGCUACAGCUAGUGGAUUUGCAAUAAAUGAUAUAACAAAAGAAAGUUUUGAAAUUAACCUCAAAUCAGAUUUUAAUCCUACAGAUCGGAAUGACAAUCCAUUUUCAUCAUUUUCUACUUCAAUAGAAGCUGCAUAUUAUUGGAUUAAUGGUGAUUAUGUUCAAAGGGAUCUGUUUGAUUCUUGGAUUGUCAAAGUAUUUACUUUUAUGGCUAGCAUAUUUAUUGUAAUUAUUUUACAAAAUAUGUUGAUUGCUUUCAUGGGUGGUGUUUAUGAAGAAACAGUAACUAAAGGUAGACAAGCUUUAUUAAGGUAUAGAGCAAAUCAAAUAGCAGAUUAUGAAGCUUUAUGUCACAUUCAUCUUUGGCCUCAUGAAUCAGAUCCUAAAUAUAUUCAUUAUAUCGGUCAGUCUAAAAACUUUGAAAAUUGGCACAAAAGUAGAAAAGAAGAUCAAGGUACUAUUUAUAAGGAUUUUGAAGAGCCACCCACAUUUAUUAAAAACGCAUUUAAAAGAUCAACUUAUGAUGAAUAUUCAAUUUGGCAAUUUGAAAAUAAAGAUGAGAAUGACAAAAAGGGAAAGUCUACCGAAAUAAUCCCAACAACUGAAGAAGUAGGAGAAGUUCAGGUAGAUGUCGGGAAGUCAGAUGAUGCAAAAAGAAAAACUCAAGUAGAUGCUGCAAAGUUAAUUCAGGAAAUUGAGAAAUUGAAGAUCAAUUUGAGUUCAAUUGAAUGCUCACUCAAUGAGUUUAAAAAUCAAAAGUUCCAAGAAUAA